Messenger RNA from Trypanosoma grayi, 906 nucleotides. Its product is annotated as cell division protein kinase 2. Gene Ontology annotation, biological process: protein phosphorylation. The coding region runs from base 1 to 906 and encodes 301 amino acids. The transcript has a single exon. Gene Ontology annotation, cellular component: cytoplasm; nucleus. NCBI's taxonomy places the organism in Eukaryota, Euglenozoa, Kinetoplastea, Trypanosomatida, Trypanosomatidae. The record is from RefSeq and is a predicted model, not a curated record. Gene Ontology annotation, molecular function: cyclin-dependent protein serine/threonine kinase activity; ATP binding.
AUGGGAAGUCGCUACGAACGGCAGGAAAAGAUCGGCGAGGGGACGUACGGCGUGGUGUACAGGGCCCGCGACACCACCACCGGUGCGAUCGUUGCUCUCAAACGCAUUCGUCUCGACUCGGAGGAGGAGGGUGUGCCGUGCACUGCCAUCCGCGAGAUAUCGCUGCUGAAGGAGCUUCACCAUGACAGUAUUGUGAAGCUGCUCGACGUGUGUCACAGCGAGAAUCGCCUCACCCUCGUUUUCGAGUACAUGGAGCUGGACCUUAAGAAGUACAUUGAUCGUGAGGGCGGCAACCUCGACGCAGCCACCAUUCAAAGCUUCAUGCACACCUUGCUCAAGGGGGUGUGCUUCUGCCACGAGCGUAACGUGCUGCACCGCGACUUGAAGCCGCCGAACCUCCUUAUCUCGCGAGAGAAGGAACUGAAACUCGCGGACUUCGGCCUUGGGCGCGCGUUCGGCAUCCCUGUGAAGAAGUUCACACACGAGGUGGUGACGCUGUGGUACCGCUCGCCUGAUGUGCUGCUCGGCUCCACCCAGUAUGGCACGCCGGUGGACAUCUGGUCCGUCGGCUGCAUCUUUGCCGAGAUGGCCAUCGGCGCCCCGCUCUUCGCGGGGAAGAAUGACGCAGAUCAACUGCUGCGUAUCUUCCAGUUCCUCGGCACGCCGAACAACCAGGUGUGGCCCUCGAUGAACCAGUACCCGAACUCCACAAACAUGCUGUCAAAGCCGGAGUUCCUGCAGAACCUCGUGGCGGAGUGCGACGUGCAGUUCCAGACGUUGCCAGCAUACGCCAAACUUGGCCCGCAGGGCAUUGAUCUCCUGCGCCGCCUGCUGAAGUACGAGCCUGCCGAGCGGCUGACGGCGGCGCAGGCGCUGGAGCACCCAUACUUCUCCGUCGUGUUCUAA